GAAGGUAAUAAUUAUGCUGAUAAAUGGGUUAACCAUUUAUCUUUGAGAACUCUCCAAACCAAAAUGAAUCAUUCCGACAUUAACAGUGAUGAUCUAUUCUUCAGCUUAUAUCCCAGCCGCAGAUUUUAUGCUUUAUGUUCUAUCAUGUGUUUUUCAAAGUGGUUUGAAGUUGAAAUUUUAUGAAUAAGGACCAAGAAGUUCUCUAUUCUCCCAUCUGGAUGCUUUGUCUCAACCAAUAGACACUGGGGAGUCUUCAUGGCUCAUUAGUUGCCUCGAUUAGUCGGUUGCUUAGAUUUCGAGGAAAAAUCUUCAUUAAUUUUUAAUAAUGAAGAGAUUCGAAACUUAAUUUAAUAUUUCAUCUUAAAAAAUAGAGAUGCUUGCCUAGUCAGAGUCUUAGGAUUUAUCUCUACAUUUGUAUGCAUAUUCUAUCUCUUACUCUAUCUUUUCUGGCUAAAUGAAAAUUAGUGAGCGUGUUAACCAAAUUAUUCUUCUAAAGUUUGGGUUCUCUCUGAGAAAAAGCGUGUGUUGAUCAAAAUUUGCCCAUACCGACCUGAAGCUUCACUCUAUCUCCAUGUAGAUUCUGAAUACUUUAAGUUUGAAAUAUCCUGAAGUACUCGCUAGUCAUAUUGAGAGGUUUAUGAUAAGCUUCACAAGUUUAUGAAAAAUAAUCAGCCGGUUUUCUGCAUUACUACUUCUUCAUGAUUUCUAAUAAGUAAGUCAGGCCUUGAAAUCAAUACUUUAGGCAUCUAUCUGAGUCUGGUCAUUGAGAAUUUAGUUUGCUAAAUCAAUAGUCUCUGAAUAGAUAUCUCCCAAAUUAAAAAAUGAGGAUAUGAAGUAAUAGAUUAAGAAAUAACAUAGAGAGCAAGAUGCCUCAUGUGAAUAUUCUUUUGAUUUUUAGUUGGGGGCAUUCUGUUUCAAGUUGUCUGAGCCCUGCUUAACCUCAAGAGUGAAGGAUAUUUCAGAGGUGCCUUGUCAAAGUUAAUUAUAUGCGUAGUCAUCUGGGAACCUGAGUUAUCGUAUAGAUUCAUGAGAAAGUAUUCUUAAGGUUCUGAAGAGAUUACUAUUGUAUACAAUAAUUAGAGCCAUAUAAACCUCAAAGUUGGGUGCUCUCAUUAAGCUUGUGAACCAAAGCUAACAUAAUUUAGCAAAAGAUUUUUAAUUUGAAUCAAACUAUUGCCUGAUCUCUUUGUUUUGGAUAUAAUCAUGAAAAAUAUUGAUUUCAUCAAGAAUUCUUUAAUAAACCCCAUGAUUCAUUGAGAGAAAUGUCUCUUGUUUAUCAAAGAAGUCUAUGCUUCAGAGAAAUAAAGAAAGUUCACCUGGAGCCAUUUAUAAGAAUA
Moneuplotes crassus is the source of this 1337-nucleotide messenger RNA. Lineage: Eukaryota; Ciliophora; Spirotrichea; Euplotida; Euplotidae. The record is from the annotation of a GenBank genome assembly.